AUGGAUUAUUAUGAUCUGCAAGAACCUGCACAACCACCGAUAACAACAUUUGAUAAUUUCUUUGAUGGCAACAAUGAUACAGACAAUGUACAAGAACAAUGUCGUAAUCAGUUUGUUCGAUCGAUUACGAACGAUAAAAUCUUAAUGAAAAUUAUUUCACCAUCAAUUCUUCAAUCAUAUACUAAUGAUUCGAUUCGAGUACUUUGUACGAUUAUUGAAAAAAAUUUUCAUGAUAAUCAAAUCCAAUGUCAAAAAGCAAUUGAUUUUAUUUCUCGUUGGUUAAUAUUAAUUGAUGAAGAUGAAAAAACAUCAUUUAAUUCCGCACCUGAUCGUAAUGUAUGGCAACUUGCUCAUGUUUAUACAUUACUUGAAUACGAUCAAAAUGAUCUACUUUCAUUAUAUUCUGCUUGUCGAAUAACAGAAAAUCUUGAUCGUAAUCAAUCAUUCUAUGAUGAUCUUUUAUUAGAUAAACAAAUUUCACGUUCAAAAGUUCGAGAAGAUUUAUUUAAAUUAAUGUUUCAUUGUUUAUGGACUAAUCUUUGUGAUAUAUGUCAAAAUAAUACAGACGAUGCUAAACAAUGGAUUCAUAGUUAUACAUUAAUAUCAAAAUAUUAUCCAUCAGAAAGAGUUUUACAAAGAUUAGUAUUUGUUCAUAUGAAAGUUAAAAUUGAAUUUAUGAAUUUAGUUUAUUUAAUUUUAUUGAAUGAAAAAACACCACAACCAAUUCAACUUAUUCAACAAUUAUUAAAUGAUACAUCACUUAUACAAGAUGAUAUUGAUGGUCGUCAUGUUCAAAUCGAAGGAUCAAGUUGUCUACAACUUUUAUCUUCUAUUAUUCAAACAAUUGAUCAACAUUUUCAAGCAAAUAAUGGUAAUAAUGGUACAUUAAUGAUGGAUAUUCAACAAUGGAUAAUUGCAACAUUAAAGAGUUCGAAAGGAUCAUCUAAUCAAGAAAUUAUUUCUAUAUUAAAAUUUUUAAAUCAAACUACAUGUCAUUUAUUAUUACCAAUGAAACAAUUUCUUUUUGAUGAAUUGAUUAAUAUUUUAAUUGAAAAUAGUCGACAAAAUCGUAUUAAUACUCAACGACAAUUUAAUGAUUUUUGGGAUCGUAUUUCUCUAUUGUCAGUAAUUAUGGAUUGUAUAUUAGAUGAAAAUCUUGAAAAUUAUCAAAUACCGUAUCAUCCAUUUGUCAUUAAAGAUGUUAAUCAAAAUCAUAUAAUAAUUGAUCUAUUCUUUUUUCAUCUUCGACGAUUAAUUACUGGUGAAAAAAUUCGAGUAGAUUUAAUAAAUAAAAUUCUUCUCGCAACUUUACCAAGAAUCAAUAACAUUCAACAAAUUUCUCUUGCUGAAAAAGUAUUCAAACAAUUAAAAGAAUAUUUUAUUUUACAGACUACAGCUUUAUUAUUAUGUCAGCCAGAUUUAGGUAAUGAAAAUCAACAAAGAAUUAAUGAUAUUCUUAGGACUGUUAUUGAUCAAUAUUUAAUAAUUCAAAUGCCUGUGGUUGAACUUAGUAAUUAUGUUCAACAUUUCUUGUCAAUUAUAAUUACCAAACAAUCAUGGAAUUAUCUUAUUGAUCUUCUUAAGUCAGAACGUCUUCAACGUUUAAAUUCUCGAUGGGCUGAUACGUUACAUGAUCUAUUUGUGAUUGAACAUAACACUCAACGUAAUAAAUAUUUAUAUUACAGUCAUCAAUUACAAUUUACAUUAACAAAUGAUCAAACGUCAUCUAUUUUUCCAGCAUUAUAUCAACCCUAUUAUGAAUUAACACAAUUAAUAGAUCAAUGUGUUCAAAAUAAUAAUAUUGAACAACGUUGGAUACCUUUAACUAAUUGGAUACAAUCGAAAUUAAAUUCAAAUCCACCUAUUGUUAAUGCUAUUGAAAUAAAAGUAAUGUUAUUGUUAAAUAUUUAUUAUAAUUAUUAUUGUAAUGCUAAAUUAAAUUCUCUUGAUCAUUUAUUGACUAUUAUUGAAAAUACACUUCAGCCAUGUGAUGAAGAAAAACGAGUAUUUCGUGCUCUUUUACAACCUGAACAACAUAUGAUUGGAUAUCCAAAAGAAAAUAAUCCUCAACAUACAAAUUAUCUCAAUGAUCUAUUUAAAGUUGAUUAUCAAAAUGCAGAUCAAUUACCUAUUCGUCAUACACUUGUUAAUCUUUUAGCAAUGAUUUUACUCAGUGGAAAAGAAGAGACUCUUUGGACAUUUACAUUUGAACCAUUGAAACUUGAGAAUACUUAUGGUUUUGCAUCAACUGCAACUAGACCUAUUGAGCGUAAUGGCGUUCAUUAUGACUGCGGAUGUAUAUUAUCUCCAACUGGAGAAUUAGAACAACGUUUUGGGGGAAAUGGAUUCAGUAUUCCAGCUGUUUAUAUUGCUUUUUUUGCUACCUUUGGUGCUAUGGCUUGGCAUUUAUUAUUAUUUGAGCCAUCUGUAGAAAAUCUUUGUCAUCCUAUUCUUGCUAAACAUGCCGUUGAACGUACAGCAGUAGACGCCGGUAUGCAUAAUCAAAAUCUUAGACAGCAAGUGUGUUUUUUUGUAUGUACUCGAUUGUUAUCAUCAAAUUUCUUUCUCUCACAAAAAUCUAAUCAAGAUGAUACCUGUAUUUUAUUUAAUCGUUGUUUUGAAUUACUUGCUCAACAUAGUCGUCAACUAGAUCAAAAUCCAUGGAUUAAACCAUUUUAUGGGACAAAUAAUGACAAACUUCAAGCUGAAAAUGAAUUUCAAAACAAAAUUUUCUAUCCUACACAUCAAAAAUUAGCCGAUUAUAAAAAAAUAAUUGGUACUAUACAAUCACAAUCAGAACAACAGACGAAAUUACAAAAUUACAUAUCUGAAAUGCCAAUUAUAAUUGAAAUGAUUCAUUUUAAGACAGAAUUAUGCAAUCCAGAAACAACACGAUUACCUUUAACAAUUUUAAGACGAUUACUUGAUUCAUUUGAUUUUCUUCAAAUGACUCGAUAUAUUUUUGCAUUAAGUCAAUUUCAUAUCCUCUUACAUCGCACUUUUACUCAAUUAAUUGAACGAGAAGAAUUUCAUGCAAUUACAUUACAACAACUGUACGAACGAGCUUCUCAGUCUUCAAGUCGUUUACGUCAACAAAAUGAAGAAAAUAAAUAUAAAACAAUUAUUGAAAAUGGAAUCGAAGCUGUUAAUGCUUAUCAUGCAUUUUCUGGUGGACAAAUUCAACCAGGUGCUUGUGAUCUUACUCAACGUUUUGAAACUAUUUCAAUGGAAACACCCGUCAGCUAUCUUGUUGAAACAGAUAAUUAUGAUGAAGGAGAUAUUGUUAUGCGUAUACUAAGUGUUCUCGUCAACUUCCAUAAUAAUCUUCUUGAGUUACUUCGACGAGAAUUAUCCGAACAUGGUGAUACUCUUGGUUUAGGUCUGUUGAAAGAUGUUGUUCUUGAAUUGUGCGAAAGAGAAAUAUCUGUUGUACAAAUCUUUCAAGAAAAUAUGGGUGUUAUUCGAUUGAUUAAAACUGAUUGUCAAUGGAUUGAACAAUUAUCUCGUGCAAGUCUUGAAAAUCAAAACAAUUAUUUUCUAAAAUUGAAUACACCAUUAGAAUUUAAUUUUCUCUAUGUUCAAUCAUAUCUUAUUCGAAUGUAUUUACUGUAUUCUCGUAUUAAUUAUCAACAUAUCAAAGGAAAAUAUCAAUGUUAUAUUCGACGAAAAUUACCAAUUACUACCAAUGAUCUUCAGAUCAAUGAUGAUAAUAAUAAUAUAGAUAUGAAUUCUGAUAUUCUGUCAGACGAUGAAUGGAGUCAUUUUGAACAAAAGAGUCUUGAUCAGCUUCAGAAUGAAUUAAAUUUUCUUCAACGAACUAUGAAUGUUCUUAAAGAUUCGAGUGAAAAUUAUUCAUCAAUGAAACUUUCAGAAUUUGUUCAAAAUACAAAUUAUGAUCAUCAAUUGGCACAUCAGUUUGAACAAUAUCAAAUUAAAGAUUUUACUUUAUCACAAAUAAAAAAUGUCUAUCAAUUAUAUGAACAAUCAAUCCGUCAAGUUCAACAUGCAUAUAUCAAUGUAUCACAUUUAAUUCGUGUUCUUCUAGAUAAAAACCUUAACGAUGAACUUGAUCAUAUAUUAAAAUUAUCUUUCAUCCAUUCGAAUGAUCAAACUACGAAAGAAGAAUUUCAAGCUAAAAUACGCGUGUUAACAGAAUUUUUAAAUGAUCUAAAAGAUGUAGAAUGUCAGAUGGAAGGUCAAUGGGCGAAAUCAUUUACAGAAACAUGCAAAAUUUUAUGUAUUGAAAGUCCCCUUAUGGAACUCAUACCUAAAGAAAUAAAAUGUGAAAACUAUGUUCCCUUAUGUCUGAAAUUCAUUGAAAUACGAUCUCAAUUACAAGAACGAAUGAUUAAUAUUGAAGAAAAAACUAUUAAUCUCUGGAAUGCUCAUUUAGAUAUUCCCAAUACAGAUCAACCGAAAGAAAAUAGUUUUAAUGUAUUUCGAAAUAAGGAUGAUGAUUUCCUAUCAUUUAAUACAACACUGAUUUCUACAACAGAUCUAGAACCUUCCAAUACUCCAGAACCACCUACGACUACUACAACGACAGGUAUUUUUGAUUGGUGGACGAUAAUUGAUAUUCCAGGCGUUCCUGGGCCAUCGAAACUUCUAGCUAUACCGACACCAGCAGUCAAUGAGAGUACAAUCAAUUAUACAGCUCUAUUUAAAUUAAAAAUAAUAUCGAUUUUAUUAACACCAUCAGUCCUAUUUAAAAAUUGUCAAACACAAUUAGAAAAAUUAGCAUCAAAAACAGUUAAUUCACGUUUUUGUAUUACAUUUAAAGAUGGUAAACAAGCAAAAUACCAUUGUAAGCCAGAAAAAUUGUAUACACAAUUGAAAAAAAUCUUUGAUGAGAAAAAAUAUAAUUUAAAUACAGUUUGUAUUAUUGAUUCCAAUCAUAUAUUGGUUGACUUUGUGAAAACAGAUGUCAACAAUUCAUUACCUAUUAUAGAGACAGAAUAUUAUAUUAAAGAAAAAGCAUUACUAAUUUCUAUUAUAAUAGAAUAUAAUAAUAGUCAUUUCGAAUAUUUUGCUGCAGCUGAAACAACAAUUACUUCGAUUCUUACGCGUUUUAUUCUUGAUCAGCAAUUGAAAUUUACACUACCAGAAACUUAUUUUAGUGUAUUUGACUCACUUGGACGAUAUAUUGCUGAAGAUGGUCAACUGAAUACACUUUAUCGAGCCGAUGAACAAAGUCCAAUUUACAUUCGAAUUUUUCAAUGUAGUCAAGAUAAAAAUAUUUGCUAUAAAAUAACUAUAGUAGAAGGUCAAGAUGAAACACAUCAUCAACAUUUUAAUCCAACUACAACUUGGCAACAAAUUAGUUUAUGGACGAAAAUUCUCAAUAACAAGACCGAAACACCAGUUGAUAAAUAUUAUUUCUGGAAUACAGAACAAAAGCAUAUUAUUAAUGAAGAUGAAGCAAUAUCAUUUACAGUUGGUCAAGUUGAAUCGAUUAUUGUUGAUGUACUCAAUGGAGAAAGUGUUAUAGAUAUAAAUCUUUCUUAUGAUAAAAAUAUUCAAACAAUACAUCUUCUUAAUUCAUGUCCAGUAUCGAGUCUUCUAAAUAAUCCAAAAUAUCUUCAACAAUUAGAUUUAAAAAUAUCAUCUCAAGAUUGUACUUUAGUUUUCAUAUUAAAUGAUUCUGAAAAACAAAUUCUUGAAAAUUUCGAUAUGGAAAAUCCAAUUAGUCAUUAUGCAUCAAUGACUGAUAAAAUUGUUCAUUUUCAAAUAUGUAUUCUUAUUCAAAUAAUUGAAUAUGAUAAUCAAAAAGAAAUACCUAUUCCUAUUUCUCAUCGAAAUAUAACAAUAAAAGAGUUAUUUGGAAUGAUUGAAAUCAAUGAUACUGAUUAUAAAUAUCUAGCAUCUUAUGAAACAAAAUUUAUCUUAUCCAAUGAUAUAACAUUAUCCACAAUAAAUGAAACGAAAUUUUUCCUUGCAAAAGAAAAUCAAACAUGUGUCGUAUCUAUUCAACAAGCUGAUGAUGUCCUAAUUGCAGUUGAUGAUGAAAGUAUGCAAAAUCAACGAUAUCUUAUCAAUGCUACUAUGAAUGAUGUCUAUAAACAAAAUAAAACUAUUGAACAAGAUCAAUAUCUUCUUUAUGGUUCUGAUUUCAUUCCAUCACGUGAAAUGCCACUGAAUUUAUUUUUAUCUAGUACAAUUUCUUUAAUUGAAUUUAAGUUAAUCUUCCAUAAAUUACAAGCAAAUGUUACUGUAAUUUGUGAUGAACAGGAAAGUUCAAUUGUAUUUCAAUGUGAACCAAAGAUGACGAUUGGUCGUGUUCAAGAAAUAGCAUGUCAUUUAUGGAAACUAAACAAACAGUUAUAUUGUGUAACACUUUCAGAUGAUUCGAGAAUUGAUGAUGAUGAAGAAUCAUUAAGUGCGACUGGUGAAUCCCUCGAUAAUCUACAAUUGAAAUUAAUUUCAAUAGCUGAUCUUAAAUGUGAGAUAAAUUAUCAAAAUAGAGUCAUCACCAUUUCAACCAUUAAUGGAACAUGUUUAUCAUUGAUUAUGAAAGAAACUUUGGAAAAAUUCCUGAUUUCAUUAGAUGAUAUUGAAAUGUAUGAAUUAAAAAUAUUGGAUGAUCCAGAAUGUCCAACAACUGUCGAUCUUGAUUCAUCUAUUGAUGAAAUUUUUCUUGACGACUUUCGAAUUAAAUCCGAAACAGUACCAUUUCUGUUAGUAAAGAAAAGUACUGAAGAUUAA
This is a messenger RNA of Rotaria sp. Silwood1, 6702 nucleotides long. The record is from the annotation of a GenBank genome assembly. Lineage: Eukaryota; Metazoa; Rotifera; Eurotatoria; Philodinida; Philodinidae.